GAAACUCCCUUUUUGUGUGGAUGUAUUGGCGCAGCACAUACCGUUCUCAGUGUAGGGAAAGGAGUGCACCUCGCGGGUUGGUAAAAAAAUUCCUGGGCUGAAAUACAGGCCGCCUCAAUUCAGUCGCGUUCCCUGUGCAGACGACGGACUGCUGGUACGAUGGGUCUCCACGCUUUUACGCUCCUUUUGCUAACUUCCUCGCUUUGUAUUUCAAACGGGGACCAGCCAGUGGAAGAAUUUACCGUAACAACAAGGGACGAGCAACCUCUCGGUGGAUCAUAUAAACUACAUCCUCACAGCGCUGAAGUCCAGCGCGUGGCCAAGAAAGCAGUGGAGGACUUCAACCAAAGAUCCGAAUCAGACUUCAGACUUCUCAGUGUCACAUCUGCUGAGUACCGGGUUACAAACGUGAUAAACUACAAGAUAGAUGCUGUGAUUGGAAAGACAAAAUGCCCUGAAUCUGAAGGUCCUGACCUGGAAUCCUGUGUUUUGGAAAGAAAGAUGUGGCAGCGAAAAUGUAACUUUGAAGUUACUUUCGAUCCUCGGGAUGACACAUAUGGCUUUUUUCAGCCCUCCUGCGAGUAAUGACCUUGCAAUGACCUUGGAUCCACAAGGACAUUUUUUAAAAUAGACUGCUUUUGUAGACUGGCUGGAAGCAGCAAAAUAUUAUUGUAGAUGUGGUGCUUCUCAUUUCUUAUUUUUUCCAGUUUCUUAGCAAAUAUUGGUCAUGAUAAGAUCAGAAUAUGGGUUCAGUGUGAAAAGGGUACAAUGGUUUCAAUGCUAAUCUACCACUGGGCUCUUUGUCACAAGUGUGUGGGCGGGGGGGGGGGGGGGCAUUCAUGCAGAGCUGUCCCUAGAGUUUCGGUGGCCCUAGACAACAGUAUUGUUUUGACUUCAAGAUUCUCCAGCGUAAAUCACAUACUACUUAACGGCUGAAUGAAUUAGCUCACUCGCUUAUGGCAGUCCAUUGAAAAACAAAGAUGACUUUGCUUCCAUGCUUCGGCAGGAUGAAUCUGAAUAGUCUUAUUGAAAUAUUCUCUCUUUUCACACAGAUUUAUAACCUUAGUUAGCUUUGGGGGUGAAUACUGUACAAUUAAUAUGUGUUGCAAAAAAAAAGAGGAACUGAAUUGUGUGGCCCUAGGACGGUUGUGGCCCUAAAUGACUGCAUGGAAAGGUUAUGUCAACAGCCAACUGUCAUGGCUUGCUAUGGGAGAUUUCAUCUCUGCACAAGAACGAUUUGAUUUUUUAGAAUCAAGUCAAAUCGUUAUGUUAAAGGACACAUGCUAUAGCCAAAUCCUAGACUUGAUAACACUGCCAGUUUCAACAUAUUCUACCAUUGAAGAUAUUCAUUACACAUGAUUCAUCAUGGUAUGAUUUUCAGGGGCAAUGGUAUGAAGUGCCUGUUCUGAAAUAUUCACAAUGCUGUCUUGUUUUGGCCAUAUUAUCCACCAGGCAAUAAACAUUGCAGGGACCUAAAAAAUUACAUGGCAGUAAAACUCCAUUAUAAUUAUGAUCCUAUUAUUCCUCAAACUACUGCUGGUCUCAUGCUCGAAGAGUUAUACUGGAAAACUCUUUUUACGACUGGGAAGAAUGACAAAAAAUAAAUUGUACCCUUUAAAAUGAAAAAUAAAUAAAAAACAUUUUCUUAAAGUGCCCAAA
Messenger RNA from Anguilla anguilla (European eel), 1659 nucleotides. RefSeq names its product cystatin-C-like. Gene Ontology annotation, molecular function: cysteine-type endopeptidase inhibitor activity. The transcript has 4 exons. The record is from RefSeq and is a predicted model, not a curated record. The coding region runs from base 160 to 585 and encodes 141 amino acids. Lineage: Eukaryota; Metazoa; Chordata; Actinopteri; Anguilliformes; Anguillidae.